AACCAAAAUCGCAUAUUUACCACCACCCUUUCUCUACUUCCUUGUAAUUGUCUGGUCUCCUAGUACUUUUCGGAGCAUUAAUCGCAACCCACAGAACCAUGAGUUGAAUCCCUUUGAUCCAAUUCCAAAUCAACAAAAAAAUAAGGGGGAAAAAGGAGAAAGAGAAAUUGCGCAAGAACAAGAAACAAAAAAGACAAGUCUUCCAACCAACCUUUUGAUUACCUCGUCAACCCAACAGCAUUGUCGUUUCUUUCAAAAUCUGAAGACAACCCAUUUUACACGACCACAUAAAUAACACAUAGCCGAAAGCACAAAAAGCUCUUCAUUCUUUUUUUGUUGUCUCUUUUAGGUUUAUUUUCACAAUUUGAUUGAUUCCUCCCAUUGUGUUAUUCUGUCCUGGGGUUGGUGCAGAAAUGUUUUCUGCGACAUUGCAUUCAUUAAAGAUUAUUUUUUUAAUCGAGGGGCAUUUGUGUUGUUAGCAUUGAUGGAUGAAGAAGAAUAGGGGUGUGAGGGAGGGUGUAUCAAAGUGGAUUCCUUAAAGAGAAUGAGCAAAGAGAUCAACAAAGCCUGGGAAGCAACACUUCGCAAAUCGAGUGGUACGAAGAAAAGGGCAAGCAGCAUCUUCACACAAAUGUCUGUGGCCCAUGUGGAUGAUGAUAUGUCCGCGGAGGUGUGUCAGGUUGAGAAGAUUCUCCCCAACGGCGACUUCUACACAGGCCAAUGGGUGGAGAAGUUCCCCCAUGGCCAAGGAAAGUACCUUUGGACAGAUGGGUGCAUGUAUGUGGGUGAAUGGAUCACCGGAAGCACCAUGGGAACGGGGAGGUUUAGCUGGCCCAGUGGUGCCACCUAUGAGGGUGAAUUCAAGAGUGGUUACAUGGAUGGGAAAGGCACUUACAUUGGUGCUUCUGGGGACACCUAUAAGGGGUGUUGGGUGAUGAACUUGAAGCAGGGACAGGGGACUGAGAGCUACCCCAAUGGAGAUUUCUAUGAUGGGGAAUGGAAGAAGGGGUUGCAGAAUGGGCAAGGGAGGUACCAGUGGAAGAAUGGGAACCAGUACAUUGGGCAGUGGAAGAAUGGUGUGUUCAGUGGGAAUGGCACAAUGAUGUGGAACAAUGGGAAUAGGUUUGAUGGGGCUUGGGAGGAAGGGUUGCCAAAGGGAAAUGGCACAUUCAGGUGGAGUGAUGGGAGUUUCUAUGUUGGGGUUUGGAGUCAAGGCCCAGGGGAACAGAGUGGGACUUAUUAUCCUUCUGAAUCUUCUCCUGAAAGUUCUACGGAUUGGGAUCCUCAGAAUCUGUACAGUGUGGAGCUGAAUGAUUGCCAUAUUUGUCCUUGUGAGAAAGUGGCAAUUUACCCUUCGCAGAAGACAUUGAGUGGGUGUGGGGGAGAUGAGGAUAAUAGGCCACUGCUUAAGAAGAGAACUGAUGGGAGUGGGAGGCCAAGGUGGACUUCAGAGGAUGGGAGGGUCAGUAGCUACAGUUGUAAUGAUGGGAAUGUUGGUUUUGAUGGAGGUAGAAAAUCUGGAUUUAGUGCCAUGGAAGCUCGUUCCAUUUCUACUAGAAGCAGUUUUACGAGGUUGAGAAUAAAGAAUCCCAAGAGACAGGGAGAGACCAUAUCCAAAGGGCACAAGAAUUAUGAGCUUAUGUUGAAUCUGCAGCUAGGUAUCAGACAUUCUGUUGGAAGACCUGCUCCAACUCCAUCGCUUGAUUUGAAGUCUUCUGCAUUUGAUCCCAAAGAAAAAGUAUGGACAAGAUUUCCAACGGAAGGGUCCAAGCACACACCACCUCACCCGUCUAGUGAAUUUAGAUGGAAAGACUACUGCCCGGUUGUGUUCAGGGCUCUCAGAAAAUUGUUCAAAGUUGAUCCAGCUGAUUAUAUGAUUUCAAUAUGUGGGAAUGAUGCCCUUCGAGAGCUCUCAUCCCCUGGGAAAAGUGGAAGCUUUUUCUAUUUGACAAACGAUGAUCGUUACAUGAUAAAGACCAUGAAAAAAGCUGAAGUAAAAGUUUUUCUGAGAAUGCUUCCUGCAUAUUACAAACAUGUUCGGUCUUUUGAGAACACUCUAGUUACCAAGUUCUAUGGCCUCCACUGUGUUAAACUAACAGGAACUUCACAGAAGAAGGUUCGCUUUGUCAUCAUGGGAAACCUAUUCUGUUCUCAAUAUGCCAUCCACAGGCGCUUUGACCUUAAAGGUUCAACCUUUGGUCGCACUACUGACAAACCCGAAUCAGAAAUAGAACCUACAACAACACUCAAAGACCUUGACCUAAAUUUUAUAUUCCGGUUACAGAAGUCUUGGUUCCAAGAAUUCUGCAGGCAAGUGGAUAGGGACUGUGACUUUCUUGAGCAGGAGAGGAUUAUGGAUUACAGUAUGUUGGUUGGUCUUCACUUCAAGGAAACAACUUCUGCUGGCACUGUUGCACCUACUCGUAUCAGUUUAGCCGGUGGCUGUACCCCAACUGGUGUAGAAGAUGGAAGGUCCCGUCUUUCUGGAGUUGAUGCUGAUAAUCUUGCAGUAGAUCCUAGCCGGUGGAUUCAAUUAGGAAUAAAUAUGCCAGCAAGGGCUGAAAUGACUGUGAGGAAAAGCACAAGUGAGACUCCUCAGCUGGUUGGAGAGCCAACUGGGGAGUGUUAUGACAUCAUAAUCUUUUUUGGUAUCAUAGACAUAUUGCAAGACUAUGAUAUCAGUAAAAAGCUUGAACAUGCUUACAAAUCGUUCCAGUAUGAUCCAACAUCAAUCUCUGCUGUUGAUCCAAGGCAAUACUCAAAACGCUUUCGUGAUUUCAUCUUCAGAAUUUUUGUAGAUGACACUUGAAGGUGAGGUUUUGAUGCUAAAAAUUCAUCUUUCAACAGGUGCACAUCAAUGUAUAGUUACAAGGAAAUCACAAAGUUCUAACAUUCUCAUUCAUACUCAUACAUAGCUUAGCAAUCACACUGUUAUUGGAGGCUAUUUUGUGAUCACAGAAACAGAUACACAUUUUCUAAAACUUCUGCAUUUUCCAGUUCAUUUAGUGAAUUUUACUUUAUCUAUAGGCACAACGAAUGUAUACUUUAGUGUAGAUCAAAUGUUGUUUAGAGUUAAUCAAAGCCUUUUUUUUUUCAAUUGUAAAUGAAUCAGCAAAAAGUGGUACACAAGAUUGAACAUUAUUCUUUUCUGUAUGCAUUAUUUUGUCCCCAAAUAAGGCCUCUGGGAUUCGGCACUGGAUAAAUUGUACAUUCAGAAGAUGAAAACUAUAGAUUUGUGUACAAAAGUAAAUGCAAAUCUUCUUGCUAUGGUUUUGUGUUAUCUUCUACUAACAUCCGAAAGUUUCACAAUUAAAA
Vigna unguiculata (cowpea) is the source of this 3315-nucleotide messenger RNA. Its product is annotated as phosphatidylinositol 4-phosphate 5-kinase 6-like. Gene Ontology annotation, biological process: phosphatidylinositol phosphate biosynthetic process. Gene Ontology annotation, molecular function: 1-phosphatidylinositol-4-phosphate 5-kinase activity; ATP binding. The record is from RefSeq and is a predicted model, not a curated record. Gene Ontology annotation, cellular component: plasma membrane. Lineage: Eukaryota; Viridiplantae; Streptophyta; Magnoliopsida; Fabales; Fabaceae.